Molecule: messenger RNA, 1899 nt
Organism: Silurus meridionalis
Lineage: Eukaryota; Metazoa; Chordata; Actinopteri; Siluriformes; Siluridae
Gene: nae1
Product: nedd8 activating enzyme E1 subunit 1
Exons: 20
Coding region: 151-1779 (542 amino acids)
Biological process (GO): ubiquitin-dependent protein catabolic process; DNA damage response; protein neddylation
Cellular component (GO): nucleus; cytoplasm
Molecular function (GO): NEDD8 activating enzyme activity; ubiquitin activating enzyme activity
Source: RefSeq, a predicted model, not a curated record
UUUACUUGAUCUUAAUUAUGUAAUAGAGUAAGAAAAUAUUAUUAGAGACUUUAUGUAGUGCACUAUGUAGGAAGUAGUGAGCGGUUUGGAACACCGCCUCCUUGUUUCAUUCUGUAGCGGUGCUGGUGUUUGUGUAGAAGCUGAGCCGGUAUGACUGAACACAAAACCAAUAAAGAGCAGAGAUAUGAUCGACAGCUCAGGUUAUGGGGAGAUCAUGGUCAGGAUGCUCUUGAAAGCGGACAUGUGUGUCUGAUAAACGCCACAGCAACCGGCACAGAGAUCCUGAAGAACCUUGUGUUACCUGGUAUCGGUGCUUUUACUAUAGUUGAUGGACAUAAAGUGACUGGAGAGGAUGUUGGGAACAACUUCUUUCUCAGCAUUGACAGUAUUGGUAAGAGCCGAGCUCAAGCAGCGACUGAGUUACUGCAGGAACUGAACAGUGAUGUUUCAGGAAACUUUGUGGAGGAUGAUGCUGAAAAAUUGCUGGAGAACGAUCCAGAGUUUUUCAACAGAUUCACUUUGGUCAUUAGUGUUCAGCUUCCAGAAAGUGUCUGUUUAAGAUUGGCGUGUGUGUUAUGGAAUGCCAGUGUGCCUUUCCUGGUCUGCAGAGCAUAUGGACUUGUCGGCUACAUAAGACUUGCAGUGAAGGAACACACAGUGGUGGAGUCUCACCCAGACAGUGCACUGGAGGAUCUCAGAUUGGACGCUCCAUUCACAGAGCUGAAAAAUCAUAUAAACUCCUACGAACUGGACUCCAUGGACAAAAAGGAUCACAGUCACACACCAUGGAUCAUCAUCAUCGCUAAAUAUCUGGAGAAGUGGUACAGUGAGCACGACCUUCAAUUGCCAAAAAAUUAUAAAGAGAAGGAGGCGUUCAGACAGCUGAUUAGAGACGGGAUUCGAAAGAAUGAAAACGGUGCUCCAGAAGAGGAGGAAAACUUUGAUGAAGCCAUUAAGAAUGUCAACACGGCGCUAAACCCCACUAAGAUCUGCAGCAACGUGGAGGAGAUCUUCAGUUCUGAGCUGUGUGAGAACAUCACCUCACAGACCCCAGCUUUUUGGUUGAAGGCACGUGGUGUGAGGGAUUUUGUACAGAAUGAGGGGGACGGGAAACUCCCUCUGCGCGGCACCAUCCCAGAUAUGAUCUCUGACUCAGAUAAAUUCAUCAACCUGCAAAAUGUUUACAGGGAGAAGGCAAUGCAGGAUGCUGCUGUUGUAGCCAAACACAUUGAGUCUCAUCUGCAGAAUGUUGGGAAGGGGGGUGCGGGUCUUGUCAUGCUGAAGCCGCCAGAAAGCAUCUCCGAGUCGGACAUCAGACUGUUCUGUAAGAAUUCAGCGUUCCUGAGGGUUCUCCACUGCAGAUCUCUCUCUGAAGAAUACGGUCUGGAAACUAUUAACAAAGAUGAGAUCACUUCCUGUAUGGAUAAUCCUGACAGUGAGAUGGUUCUUUAUCUCAUGCUGCGUUCUGUUGAUCGUUUCUACCAGCAGCACUCCAGAUACCCAGGUGUGUAUAAUUACCAGGUGGAAGAGGAUAUCAGCAGGCUGAAGAUAUGUGUGAACAGUCUGCUGCAGGAGUACUCGCUCAACGUCAACGUUAAAGAUGACUACAUCCACGAGUUUUGCCGUUAUGGAGCUGCAGAGCCACACACAGUCGCAGCAUUACUGGGAGGAACCGCAGCUCAGGAAGCCAUCAAAAUCAUCACACACCAGUUUGUGCCAUUUAACAACACAUUCAUCUACAAUGCCAUGGCUCAGACGUCAGCCACCUUCCAGCUCUGAGACUGUAAAUUCGCUCGUGUGUGUAUUUUAUUUAGCACGAUGUAGUCAUUACUGUGUUCUUAAUGUUACUGUUCAUCGUUAAACACUGCACCAGUAAUAAAUACUGACUCGAAUAAAUUA